UUCACUUUGACCCACUCGCGUUUCCAGAAACCUAUGACCAACCAUUAUCAUCGCAUUACAAAACAUAUAUAUACUCUUCCCAACUUGUCUCCUUCAUUAUUAUGAAGACAGUCAAAGAUUUCUCAUAGUUUCAUUUUUAAUUUAUAUCCUUCUCUUGUUAUGGGACUUUCGUUGAGAAUGAGACGGCGAGGGGGAACCAAGAAGGACAUAUUAACUCCGGCGAUUACUACCUCGGGGAAGGAGGAGGAGAUAGUGAUUCCGUCGCAGUUUCAGUGCCCGAUAUCGUACGAUUUAAUGAAAGAUCCUGUGAUUAUCGCCUCCGGGAUCACCUACGACCGCGAAAACAUCGAGAAAUGGUUCGAGUCAGGUAACCAAACGUGUCCGGUGACUAACACGGUUCUAGCCACUUUGGACCAGACACCGAACCACGCGAUUCGGAGGAUGAUUCAAGAAUGGUGCGUCGCUAAAGGGUCAUCGUUAGAUCGUGUCCCGACGCCACGUGUCCCCGUCACGGGCCAUCAAGCGAUCGAGAUUUGUGGGAAGUUAUUGUCUGCGACGCGGCGUGGAGAUCACGUGGUGUGUGUGGAGAUGGUCGAGAAGAUGAAGAGGUUAGGGCAAGAGAGUGAGAGGAACAAGAAAUGUUUUAAAGCGAACGGCGUCGGAUUGGUUCUUUGCGUUUGUUUCGACGCGUUUUCUGAAAACGAGAGCGCGUCAGGGUUGUUGGAGGGUGUUUUGCUUUUGCUGACGUGGAUGUUUCCGAUUGGGUCAGAAGGUCAAUCGAACUUAACUUCAACGACGUCGUUUACUCGUUUAGUGGGGUUUAUGAAAAGCGGUGAUCAAAACGCUGCGUUUUUGGUGAAGGAGCUUUUAUCUCUUGACGAAGCAAACGUUCACAAGUUAGCCGCGAUUAACGGCGUUUUCGACGCGUUGGUGAAGUCGAUUCGCGAUUCGUCGUCCCUGACUUCGAUCUUCCACAUGAUCUCUGCUAAACCAGAGACUACGUCGAGAUUUAUGGAACUUGGUCUGGUUAAUUCAACGGUGGAGAUGCUUGUUGACUCAGAGAAUAGCGUUUGCGAGAAAGCGUUACUGGUUCUAGACGCGAUUUGUGAAAGCAACGAAGGGAGGACGAUAGUGAGAGGAAACGAACUAGUGAUGCCGAUUCUGGUGAAGAAGGUUUUGAAGAUUUCAGAGUCUGCGAAGAAGGAUUUGGUUUCCGUGAUGUGGAAGAUUUGCAAAACUGGAGAUGGGACUGAGGUUGAAGAAGCGUUGCGAUUAGGUGCAUUUAAGAAGCUUGUUGUGAUGUUACAAGUUGGAUGUGGAGAAGGGACGAAGGAGAAAGUUACAGAGUUGUUGAAGAUGAUGAAUAGACAUAUGAAGAUUAAUGGAUUUGUUGAUGUUUCUGAUUCUUCGAUUGAAUUUAAGCAUUUAAAGAGGUCAUCUUAAUUCAAAGAAAUUGCUUAUAUUUUGUUAAUAAGUUGAAACAACAUUUGUUUUCUAAAUCAUAGACAAUUUUGAUUC
Messenger RNA from Raphanus sativus (radish), 1518 nucleotides. Its product is annotated as U-box domain-containing protein 20. Lineage: Eukaryota; Viridiplantae; Streptophyta; Magnoliopsida; Brassicales; Brassicaceae. The record is from RefSeq and is a predicted model, not a curated record. Gene Ontology annotation, molecular function: ubiquitin protein ligase activity. The transcript has a single exon. The coding region runs from base 160 to 1443 and encodes 427 amino acids. Gene Ontology annotation, biological process: protein ubiquitination.